AUGAGCAAGGUUAUUCAUAAAAUUGUCUCUCCUUCUCAAACAACUUUCAUCCCGGGUCGGCAAAUUUACGAUGGGGUUCUGCUGGCCAACGAAAUAGAAGACUAUGCUAAGAGAUUUAAAAAGGAAUGUUUGUUUUUCAAAGUCGAUUAUGCUAAAGCCUACGACUGUGUCGACUGGCUUUACCUAGAUGCGAUGCUUGUUAAGAUGGGUUUUGGUCCAAAUUGGUUAAAAUGGAUUCGAGGAUCCGUGUUCAAUAGUUUCGUUUCGAUUCUUAUUAACGGAUGUCCUUCGAAGGAUUUCAAGGUUGGAAAAGGUCUGAAGCAGGGGCACCCUUUGGCUCCGUUUCAGUUUGCCAUAGUAGCAGAGGGCCUGUCUUGUUUAGUCAGAUUCGCAGUUGCCGGUAACCUGCUAAGAGAAUUCAAGAUCAAUAAUCAAAAUUCUGAGAGCAUGCUUCAAUUUGCCGAUGACACUCUGCUUAUAGGAGAUGGUUCGGUUAUGAAUAUAUGGGCUUUCAAGGCUGUCCUACGCGCGUUCGAACUGAUUUCUGGUUUGAAAAUUAAUUUCUCUAAAAGUUGUCUUUAUGGGAUAAGAGUAGACCCUACUUUCCUUGUUGCAGCUGAAGAAUUUCUGCACUGUAAAUCUGGCAGGCUACUGUUCAAUUUUCUCGGUCUUCAGGUAGGAGGAAAUCAUCGUCGACAUUCAUUCUGGAAUCCGGUUUUGUCUUGUAUAAGGAGUAAGCUAUCAAAUUGGGCUGGGAGAAAUCUGUCAAUGGAAGGUAGAGUAUCCCUCAUUAACUCGGUUUUAGCUAACUUGCUUAUUCAUUACUUGGCUUUCUUCAAGGCUCCCAAGAAAAUCGUGAACGAUAUUGUCGCAAUCCAACGACGUUUUCUCUGGGCUGGGAACUCUAGUAAAAGGUUCAUCUCUUGGAUAUCUUUGAACUCCAUCUGUAAGCCAAAGGAAUACGGAGGUCUUGGCAUUAAACACGUAGGUCGUUUUAAUUGUGCUCUUAUAGCAAAAUGGUUGUGGAUAUUUCAAAGCGGUGGUAAUGAAAUUUGGAGAAAGACGCUCAAUCUCAGAUACGGUAACUUGAGCAUGAAGGUGCAAACUUUCGCCGACGUCGGUAGCUCGAAUUUCGAUUCUUUUUGGAUGAAGGAUAUUUUGUCAAGUUCAACCUGCGACUUCAAUGUGGACUUCAACAAGUUUAUGACUUGCACUAUUGGAGAAGGUCACAGUACGACAUUUUGGAAAUCUAAUUAG
This is a messenger RNA of Lathyrus sativus (Indian pea), 1257 nucleotides long. The record is from the annotation of a GenBank genome assembly. NCBI's taxonomy places the organism in Eukaryota, Viridiplantae, Streptophyta, Magnoliopsida, Fabales, Fabaceae.